UCGCGGCUCCGGCAGGGACUCCCGGCCUGGACCGCGAGGGCCCUGAUCUCCACCCCCGCCCCCCCGACACGCACACGCACGCACACGCACGCACACAUACACACACAGCCUCCCCCAUAGCAACUGGUAGCAGCGCGUGUCGGCGCACAGCUGAGGGCUGAGCGCUGGGAGGAUGAGCAGGCGGCUCUGAGGCUACACACAGCAGAGGCAGCACGAGCAGCGAUGCCGUUCGGGGGGUUGGCGGGGCUCAAGGAGCAGGUGCUGAAGCCGGGGAAGGAGGAGGUGAAGAAUGCCAUGGGGAGCUCACUGGGACACCUGCAAAGGAAGGUGGACGGCACCCACGCGGAGGAGCCGGAGAAGCUGGAGCUGACGGAGGACGGGAGGCCCGUGGCGGCCGCGAAGGCGACCCCGCUCUGCGACUGCGGCUGCUGCGGACUGCCCAAGCGCUACAUCAUCGCCGUCCUCAGCGGCCUUGGCUUUUGCAUCUCCUUCGGCAUCCGCUGCAACCUGGGGGUGGCCAUCGUCGAAAUGGUUAACAACAACACGGUCUACGUCAACGGCACGGCCGUCGUUCAGCCAGCGCAGUUUAACUGGGACCCUGAGACUGUGGGGCUGAUUCAUGGCUCUUUUUUCUGGGGCUACAUCGUCACGCAGAUUCCCGGGGGCUUCAUCUCCAACAAGCUGGCUGCAAACAGGGUAUUUGGAGCAGCUAUUCUCCUGACAUCCCUGCUUAACAUGUUCAUCCCGUCGGCGGCGAGAGUCCACUACGGCUGUGUCAUGUUCGUCCGAAUCCUGCAGGGCUUAGUGGAGGGAGUGACAUACCCGGCGUGCCAUGGGAUGUGGAGCAAAUGGGCGCCGCCGUUGGAGAGAAGCCGGCUAGCAACAACAUCCUUUUGCGGGUCCUAUGCAGGUGCGGUGAUCGCAAUGCCCCUCGCUGGCGUGCUGGUGCAGUAUGUGGGUUGGCCUUCGGUCUUCUACAUCUAUGGUGUGUUCGGGAUGAUCUGGUACACCUUCUGGUUUCUGCUCGCUUACUCGAGUCCCGCCGAGCACCCGACUAUCAGCCAGGAGGAGAAGACCUAUAUAGAGAGCAGCAUUGGUGAGGGAGCCAACCUUCUCUGCGCCACUGAGAAAUUCAAGACGCCGUGGCGACACUUCUUCACCUCCAUGCCCGUCUACGCCAUCAUCGUGGCCAACUUCUGCCGAAGCUGGACCUUCUACUUGCUUCUCAUCAGCCAGCCGGCCUACUUCGAGGAAGUGUUUGGCUUCCCCAUCAGUAAGGUGGGUAUCCUGUCAGCUGUGCCCCACAUGGUGAUGACAAUCGUUGUGCCCAUCGGGGGACAGUUGGCAGAUUUCCUGAGGAGUCGCAAAAUUCUCUCCACCACAACCGUGCGCAAAAUCAUGAACUGUGGUGGGUUUGGGAUGGAGGCCACGCUGCUGCUGGUGGUGGGCUUCUCCCACACGCGGGGUGUCGCCAUCUCUUUCCUCAUCCUGGCCGUGGGCUUCAGCGGCUUCGCCAUCUCAGGGUUCAACGUCAACCACUUGGACAUCGCCCCCCGCUAUGCCAGUAUCCUCAUGGGCAUUUCCAACGGGGUGGGCACCUUGUCUGGCAUGGUAUGCCCUCUCAUAGUGGGAGCCCUGACCAAACACAAGACUCGGCUGGAGUGGCAAAACGUGUUCGUGAUCGCUGCCGUCGUUCACUACACCGGCGUGGUUUUCUACGCCAUCUUCGCUUCCGGAGAGAAGCAGGACUGGGCGGACCCGGAGGGCACGAGCGAGGACAAGCGCGGUUUCGUGGCGGACGACGAACUGGCCCAGGAGACGGAACCGAACAGCGAGACCGGCUUGGCCGCCACGAAGAAGAUGUCGUACGGAGCCACCACCGAGAGCUGGUCGCGCGCGCACGACCGGACGAACGAGGACGACGGGCUCUCCGGCUCUUACCACCGUGACAACGGGACCUUUCCGGACCCGGGCCAGUAACUGCCCGGCUGCCUGGGACGUGUGAGUGUGCGCGAGCGACGCGGCUGAAGGACACCGUCCUACGAUGACCGUCACGGUCCUUGCAGACAGGAGCUCCGUUUCCCUUUCACGUCCGCCGGCACGGGUUCGAAAAGCUGAAAAUGACCAAAACUUUGUCAGCACCGCUAUCUUCCUCGCCCUUUACUUUAUGCAUUAGGACCGUCGUCUUCCUCGUCCGUUCUUUCAUUGCGCUCUUAUUCUAAUAAGGGAGUCUUACCGCGGUCUGCCGACGGGCCCUGUCGCGGAGGAAGGAACGGCAAACGCUUGUUGUCGGUCCGGUUCUCGUGGGAAAUGUAUGCGGAAGGGUUAUCGUAGAAAAGACCGAGGAGCUCGGCGAGGAUACAACUACCAAUAGCAAGCGACGGCCGAACUGGCGCGUUAUUUAUUACGGGAAUAGUCAUUUAGCGCUUUAUGUCCAAUUUAUGCCCCGUGAUUAAGGGUUUGUCUCUGUUAACCAUAAUGGUUACUUCUUUACUAAAGAGGGAUUGCUGACGCACUGAUUCGUGCCCCUUUAACGAGCAACACUUUGUACAGUAAGCGAAUUCUGUCUUCUGUAACAUAUUGUCUCAAUGUUUACCUGCUUUACUGUGUUUGUCGACAGUUAGAGCACAGAUUCUCUCUCCGGUCACCUGUGGAGAAGCUUUCGGAUUAGUUCUAGAUCCCCCAGCUUACAGCAGGAGCUCCGCUCAUCCCUCGGUCUAUAAGAGGAGAUCUGCUCAUCACUCCCUCUAUAAGAGGCGCUCCGCUCUGCUCAUCCCUCGGUCUAUAAGAGGAGCUCUGCUCAUCCCUCAGUCUAUAAGAGGAACUCUGCUCAUCACUCAGUCUAUAAGAGAAGCUCCGCUCAUCCCUCGGUCUAUAAGAGGAGGUCCGCUCAUCCCUCACUCUAUAAGAGGAGCUCUGCUUAUCCCUCAUUCUAUAAGAGAAGCUCCGCUCAUCACUCAGUCUAUAAGAGGAGCUCUGCUCAUCACUCAGUCUAUAACCGGAGCUCCACUCAUCCCUCAGUCUAUAAGAGGAGCUCCACUUUGCUCAUCCCUCGGUCUAUAACAGGAGCUCCACUCAUCACUCAGUCUAUAGGAGGAGCUCUGCUCAUCCCUCAGUCUAUAAGAGGAGCUCCGCUCAUCACUCAGUCUAUAGGAGGAGCUCCGCUCAUCCCUCAGUCUAUAAGAGGAGCUCCGCUCUGCUCAUCCCUCAGUCUAUAGCAGGAGCUCUGCUCAUCCCUCAGUCUAUAGCAGGAGCUCCGCUCAUCCCUCGGUCUAUAAGAGGAGCUCUGCUCAUCACUCCGUCUAUAAGAGGAGAUCUGCUCAUCCCUCAGUCUAUAAGAGGCGCUCUGCUCUGCUCAUCCCUCGGUCUAUAACAGGAGCU
Scleropages formosus (Asian bonytongue) is the source of this 3381-nucleotide messenger RNA. RefSeq names its product solute carrier family 17 member 8 (gene slc17a8). Gene Ontology annotation, molecular function: L-glutamate transmembrane transporter activity; neurotransmitter transmembrane transporter activity. Gene Ontology annotation, biological process: neurotransmitter loading into synaptic vesicle; synaptic transmission, glutamatergic; regulation of synapse structure or activity. Bases 223 to 1980 code for a protein of 585 amino acids. Gene Ontology annotation, cellular component: excitatory synapse; synaptic vesicle membrane. The transcript is spliced from 12 exons. The record is from RefSeq and is a predicted model, not a curated record. NCBI's taxonomy places the organism in Eukaryota, Metazoa, Chordata, Actinopteri, Osteoglossiformes, Osteoglossidae.